AUGGAUUCUGAUGGUGGUAAGGUUUUUGAGUCAGGCAAGUUUUCUCAGCUAUAUAAUAAGAAGCCGGUGAAUUUGGAUAGUGCUCUUGAGAAAAUCACUGAUUUUGGCCAAUUAAAGAUUUUCCCGCUGGUGAGAGAAGCUAUGGUUAUGGACAUCAAAUCGCAGUAUAAUUUGAAAAAUACACAGUAUAAAUCUAUUGACGAAGUUUCAAUAAGGCCGACACCGGUUCAGAUUGCAGCGAUACGCAAGACCAAUAAAAGUAGGAAACUCAAGUCCGACGCUAAGCUAGCUGAAAUGAGCCAAGGUGAACGAAUUCAGUAUGAAUUGCAAAAUGAGAAUGAAAUGAACAAAAUCAAGAUAUUUACAAUUGCUGCAGAAACAGGUUCGGGGAAGACGUGGGCUUAUUUGGCUUCGGUUCUUUCAAAAUUGAAGGAAGAUGACUUUAACUGGUUUUGUCAGAGUCAAGACAAGUUGCAACGUUUCAAAAGUUCCCAACAAGUCAGGUCAGUUAUACUUGUACCGACUCACGAAUUAGUUGAGCAAGUUUACGAAAAUUUGCAAAGAGCUAACAGUUUCAAAUUGGCUAAUGAUGUUGGAGUGCCCAAACAGUAUCAUGAGUUUUUGCAAUUACCCGAAAACCAAACUUUGGGACUAUCCAUAAUGAAAUUAUCUCAUGGCGAUGCACCAAUCAAAUUGUUCAAAAAACUUCGUCACGAAGGGAAAAUAGACGUAUUGGUCACCACACCUGGCAAAAUCACGGGGUUCUCCAAAUUGGAUGUAGUGGAUCGCCCGUUUAAGGUUUUCAAAAGUGUAAGAUACUGUGUUCUUGAUGAAGCAGAUACUUUGUUUGAUAAGUCUUUUCUUAACGAUACCACUAGUGUAGUUAAGAAUUUCCCGAAUUUGCUCGAUUUGAUUUUGGUUUCUGCAACUAUUCCCAAGGAGUUUGAAAAGACAUUGUCAAGGUUGUUUCCUGAUGACAAUUCCUUGAUACGAGUUGCAACACCGCUGUUGCACAAGAUCCCCAAAAGUAUCAAAAUUAUGACGCUCGAUGCUGAUUUGUCUCCAUACAAUGGGUCAAAAACGAGAUGCUUGGCCCAGGCAAUAUAUGCAAUUUCCAAAGAUGGCACCGAACCAGACCAUGUGAAGAGGAUAAUAGUAUUUGUUAAUGAAAAAUCGGAAGUUGAAGGACUCGUUGAAUUGAUGAAGAAAAAGUACAACAUUAGAGAACAGGAUAUUUGUGGCAUCUCAGGUCAAGUACACGUGGGCGAUAGAAAAGAGUUUCUUGAACCCUUUGUACGUCCAGCUCAAUUACUUAAAGAUGAUCUCGAUCAAAGCAAAGUCAAGAUUCUUGUAACAACAGAUUUGCUAUCCCGUGGAUUGAACUUUGUUGGGAUCAAAAACGUUAUUUUAUUGGGAUUACCAAAAAGUUCAGUUGAACUUGUUCAUAGAUUAGGAAGAACAGGUAGAAUGAACCAGCUGGGACGUGCUUUUAUUAUUGUUGAUAAAAAAUCAAAAAAGUCCUGGGUAAAAGGACUAGGAUCGGCCAUUCUUCGAGGGAUCAAAAUUGGAUAA
This is a messenger RNA of Lodderomyces oxycetoniae, 1572 nucleotides long. Its product is annotated as ATP-dependent RNA helicase. The record is from RefSeq and is a predicted model, not a curated record. The transcript has a single exon. Gene Ontology annotation, molecular function: nucleic acid binding; ATP binding. Gene Ontology annotation, biological process: mitochondrial large ribosomal subunit assembly. NCBI's taxonomy places the organism in Eukaryota, Fungi, Ascomycota, Pichiomycetes, Serinales, Debaryomycetaceae. Gene Ontology annotation, cellular component: mitochondrion. The coding region runs from base 1 to 1572 and encodes 523 amino acids.